CUCUCGUUCAACAUGCAUUCGGGCUACCUCGAGGGCAUCGUGCGCGGCUACAAGAACUCGCUGCUCAGCGCCUCGGCGUACGCGUCGCUGGCGCAGUGCGAGACGCUCGACGACCUGCGCAUGCAGCUCGCCGCCACCGACUACGGCAACUUCCUCGCCGACGUGCCGUCGCCCAUCUCGACGAGCACGAUUGCCGAGCGCGCCACGCGCAAGAUGGUCGCCGAGUUCGAGUACCUGCGCUCCAACGCCACGGGCGACCUGGCCAAGUUCCUCGACUUUCUCACCUACGCAUACAUGAUCGACAAUCUCAUCCUGCUCAUCACGGGCACGCUGCACGAGAAGGACACGCACGAGCUGCUCGAGCGCUGCCACCCGCUCGGCGUGUUCGAGUCGAUGCCGGCGCUGUGUGUCGCGACGACGGUGGAGGAGCUGUACCAGAGUGUGGUGGUCGAGACGCCGCUGGCGCCGUACUUCCGGGAAUGCGUCUCGGCGGCAGACCUCGACGACCUGAACAUCGAGAUCAUCCGCAACACGCUGUACAAGGCGUACCUCGAGGACUUCUACCACUUCUGCGUCGGCCUGGGCGGCACCACCGCCGAGUCGAUGGCGACGCUGCUCUCGUUCGAGGCGGACCGCCGCGUGCUGAACAUCACGCUCAACUCCUUUGGCACGUCGCUGUCCAAGGAGGAGCGUGCGCGGUUGUUCCCGACCAUCGGGCGGCUAUUCCCGGCGGGCAACAACGUGCUGGCGCGGGCAGACGACGUCGAGCAGGUCAAGGGCGUGUGCGAGAUGAUUCCCGAGUACCGCGGCUUCCUCGGCGGCGAGGGUACGGGCGCCGGCGCCGGCGAGACGAGCGCAGAGGGGCUGGAGGACAAGAUGUUCCGCGAGGAGACACGGCUGAACAAGCUCGAGACGAUCACGCAGUUCCAGAUGGGCAUCUUCUACUCGUGGCUCAAGCUCAAGGAGCAGGAGAUCCGCAGCAUCACCUGGAUCGCCGAGUGCAUCAGCCAGAACGUCAAGGAUCGCAUCUCCGACUUUGUCUCGUACUGAUCUGUGUCCCCGCCCGCCCCUCAUUGUCUCAUAGCCUCGCCCCUUCAUUGUUCACACGUCAUGCGGUCCUGCGAGUGGCGUGAGCUCUGGUGACCGGUGGUGCGACGGCAACGCGCAAGGGGUGAAGGCGUCCGACGAAGAUGACGGCGAUGGCGCGGGCAUGGACAAGAUGAGCGUGUGCUGCGCGUACCUCGAGUGCGCUCGCGCUGUGCUGCUAUAGGCUCCCACCGUCUGAGCACCGCGGCGCCAUUCUCACUCUCGUCAAGCACAUUAGUCGAUGCAUUGGGCCACCGGCCGCUGCGGGAGUCGGCUCGAUCACUGCACCCGUCGGCCUUGAGCGCGUGUGCCCGCGCCCAGAGACAUGGAGGCGCGACGAAUGAGGUCUGCACCCAGGCUCAGAGCACGCAGGCACCGAGUGGCGCUGGCGUCCUCGUUCUCGUGUCUCAGUAAGAGUCCCACU
Messenger RNA from Tilletiopsis washingtonensis, 1510 nucleotides. Its product is annotated as ATPase, V0 complex, subunit D. NCBI's taxonomy places the organism in Eukaryota, Fungi, Basidiomycota, Exobasidiomycetes, Entylomatales. The transcript has 7 exons. The record is from RefSeq and is a predicted model, not a curated record. Gene Ontology annotation, cellular component: vacuolar proton-transporting V-type ATPase complex; proton-transporting V-type ATPase, V0 domain; fungal-type vacuole membrane. Gene Ontology annotation, biological process: vacuolar acidification; proton transmembrane transport; vacuolar transport. Bases 13 to 1050 code for a protein of 345 amino acids. Gene Ontology annotation, molecular function: proton-transporting ATPase activity, rotational mechanism.